AUGGAUGAAACUCAUCUUUUCUUCAUUUGUGUUCUAUCCUUAUUCUCUCUCAUUUAUCUUUUCAAACUAGCUAUACACCAUCUCAAAACAUGGAACACUAAAAAUCUUCCGCCAAGUCCACCAUCUCUCCCAAUAAUCGGCCACCUUCAUCUAAUCAACGGACCUAUUCACAGAGUCUUGCAACACCUAGCGUCCAAGUAUGGUCCUAUAAUGAGUCUUCGGUUCGGCACACGUCGGGUGCUAGUCAUAACCUCACCAUCAGCAGCACAAGAAUGUUUCACCACAAACGACAUAGCUUUAGCCAACAUACCACUUCUUUUAACUGGAAAGUAUCUUAGCUACAACUGCACCUCAGUUAUUAAUGCACCCUAUGGUCAACUAUGGAGAGACCUUCGUCGUAUUAUGACACUUGAACUCUUUUCAACAACUCGACUUAAACACUACUUGGGUGACCGACAAGAUGAAGUUAGAUCUUUAAUCAAAGAUCUUUUAAAGGAGUCUUUUAAAGAUUUUUCGACAGUAGAAAUGAGGUCAAGAAUCCAAGGGAUGUCUUUUAACAUAAUCAUGAACAUCAUUGCUGACAAAGGGUUUUAUGGGACCGAGGUUGAGGAUGUUAAGGAAGCUAGUGAGUUUAAGGAGGUUAUAAGGGAUAUAUUUGAAGUAAGUGGGACAUCAAACCCUAGUGACUUCAUUCCAUUUUUACGAUGGAUUGAUUAUCAGGGUUUGGAGAAGAAGCUUUUGAAGUUGCAAAAGAAAUCCGAUAGGUUUUUUCAGAAAUUGAUAGAAAAGUAUAAGUGUAAACGUAGCGGCCUGAAAGGAAAGGCCAUGAAGUUUAUCGAUGCGAUGCUUUCUUUGCAGGAAUCGGAACCCGGAUACUACACCGAUGAUGUGAUCAAAAGCAAUAUAUUGAUAUUGCUGCUUGCAGGAACUGAUACUUCAUCAGUAACAAUAGAGUGGGCAUUGUCGCUUCUUCUGAAUCAUCCCAAUGUUUUAAAGAAAGCGAGAGUGCAGAUCGAUGAAUUUGUUGGAAACAAGCGUUUGGUACAAGAGACGGAUCUCCCGAAUCUACCAUACAUCCAAUGUAUCAUUAACGAGACCUUAAGACUAUUCCCGGCAUUACCGUUGUUGGUGCCACACGAGCCUUCAGAAGACUGCACUAUUGGAGGUUUUGAUGUCGCCCGUGGCACCAUGGUGUUGGUGAAUGCAUGGGCCAUCCAUAGGGACCCGAUGGUAUGGGACGACCCUUUAAAUUUCAAGCCAGAAAGGUUUGAGAAAGUAAUAAACAAGGGAUAUCAUUUUAUACCUUUUGGAAUGGGACGUCGACAGUGUCCUGGGUCGGGCUUAGCGAAUCGGGUCAUUUGGCUAGUUUUAGCAUCGUUGAUUCAAUGCUUUGAAUGGGAAAGGGUUGGUGAAGAAUUAGUGGGGCUAUCGGAAGGGAAAGGUCUAACCAUGCCCAAAGACGAGCCAUUAAAGGCAAGGUUUAAAGUACGCCAAACAAUGUGUGAUGUUCUUACGAAGGUAUCGGAAUUCGUGUCAUAAACAUGUAGAGGAGUCUUAUACUAGUGGUAGCAUGCCCAACGAGUCCUGACAGUUGAUGGAGAAGCUUAUGUUACUAUUUGCUUAUUGAUAAUUGGCGUGCAUUAUUGUUGUUAAAAGUGUU
Messenger RNA from Helianthus annuus (common sunflower), 1660 nucleotides. RefSeq names its product cytochrome P450 81Q32. NCBI's taxonomy places the organism in Eukaryota, Viridiplantae, Streptophyta, Magnoliopsida, Asterales, Asteraceae. Gene Ontology annotation, molecular function: heme binding; monooxygenase activity; oxidoreductase activity, acting on paired donors, with incorporation or reduction of molecular oxygen. The transcript is spliced from 2 exons. The record is from RefSeq and is a predicted model, not a curated record. The coding region runs from base 1 to 1539 and encodes 512 amino acids.